UCCGGAUGGAUAAACUCACCCUCAUAUCUCUCCGUCUACAGCACAGCAUAGCACAGCUCACUUACUCACCGGCACCACUCUCCUACAUGCACAUGUCAUAGACCAACUUCUCCUCUUCGGUCGGUUUUUGCUCGGUAAAAUAGUGUUUUUUUAAAAUUCACUUUUUUGUUGUUGUGGGGUUUUUUGGAACGUUAACCGUCGAGUCGAAGCUAACUAACUGAAACAAACGGCUGGUUGGAACUAACCGGAGUCUUUUAAAAGUAAACAACCGCUUUAGAAUGUUAUGUUAACGUGUUUAAUUAACUGUGGGUUUUUUUUUAUAUGUUAACCGUCGAAUCGAAGCCAUCUAACUGAAACAAACGGCUGUCUGGAGCUAACCGGAGUCUUUCAAAAGUAAACAACAGCCAACUGUAACAUGUUUAACUAAUAUAUUUUUUUAAAACAACAAAAACUGGCAGCGUUAAUAGUACAUAGUGUGUUAGGUUAGUGUUUACCGUCUUUACUACCGGGGGCUAUAUAUAUAUAUACAUAUAUAUUACCGGAGCUAUCAGAGGAAAAUGUCUCGGAGGCGGCUGGACAGUCGCAGCGGACUCUCCGCCGGCUUGCUCGGGGAGAUUCAGACACCAAUCUGCACCGAGUCCAUGGAGAGUGUGUAUGACGUCACUGGAGAGCUGGGGAGGGGGAAGUUUGCGGUGGUGAAGCGCUGUGUGGAGAAGGCCACAGGCAAAGUGUUCGCCGCCAAGUUCCUGCGAAAGAGGAGGCGAGGUCGCGACUGCCGGGCCGAUGUCAUCCACGAGAUGGCCGUGCUGGAGGCGGCGAGCAACUGCGCCCGGGUGGUCAACCUGCACGCCGCCUACGAGACAGAUCACGACAUCGUCUUAGUGCUGGAAUACGCUGCAGGCCGAGAGAUAUUUGACCACUGCGUGUCCGACGAGCUGCUGCCAGAAAUCCAGAUCACCCGUCUGAUGAAGCAAACGCUGGAGGGAGUCCACUACCUCCACCAGAGCAACCUGGUGCACUUAGACUUAAAGCCGCAGAAUAUCCUCCUGACCAGCCUGUCUCCUCCCGGGGACAUAAAGAUCGUAGACUUUGGUCUGGCUCGCAGGCUGGGCGCGGUCGGAGAGCUCAGAGAGAUUCUUGGCACACCUGAGUAUGUGGCUCCAGAAAUUCUCAAUUACGAGCCGAUCACAACAGCGACGGACCUGUGGAGCGUGGGUGUCAUCGCCUACAUGCUGGUGACGGGUGAGUCUCCGUUCGUCGGCGACGACAAACAGGAGACGUACCUGAACGUGUCCCAGGUCAACGUGGACUACAGCAGAGAGGCCUUCUCCAGGGUUUCUGAGCUGGCCGUCGACUUCAUCCGCAAGCUGCUGGUCAAAGCGCCCGAGGAUCGACCCAGCGCUGCAGACUGUAUGAGUCACCCCUGGCUGUGGCAGCAUCAGUUCUGUCUGAGCCCAGAAAUGGCCGCUACCGCCGCCGCCAGCCGUCGCAGGAGCGUCGGCACCAAGUGGGCCGCUCCACCCGAAGACCCCGAAGACAAGGAGAACUUCCUGGAGUCUCCUCACUCUCACGCUAAAAGGUUUCGCUUCGACGAGGAGACGUUCGCCGCUGGAGACGGUGACAUGUAAAAAAACAACAACAACAAACAAACAUGAAACAGAAGAAGGAGAGGAAGCACCAACUUCUCUCUCUGAGCUUUUUUAAAGAAUACAAACCAGCUGUUCACUUCACUGCCCUCACACCCCCCGAAAGUACUUAUUUAUACCCCCUCUUAAUUCAUCAAUUACAACAUCGACCACUUAAACCAAAGAUAACCAGCUACACUUUAAUCACUCGUUGUUAAAAUGUGUGAAAACUUGUACAGUGAGUCUCAAUCACCUUUAAAGUUUAACCCUAAAGUAUUUAAUAUUUUCCUCGUUAUGAUCUCUGGUAUCAAAGGGCUGCACACACAUACUUUAGUUACUCCUGUGCUCAUGAAGGGAAAUCUAUGCAACACUCGCGCUUCAUAAAGAAAAAAAAAAAGUCUUUGCCUCUUUUAAAAAAAAAAAAAAGUCUCAGCAGUGCUGGUUUAUUAUUUAGUCGUCGCGGUCGACUCGUGCUUCAGCAGAAAUAUGUGAUACUCAGAUAAGCUACCUGCAAUGAGGAAGUAUGACAGCGUCCUUUUUAUUUGCAUGUGGGAGAGAAUUCAGGUCAGCAGCAUUAAGGAGAAGCAGGUUUUUGUCUUUCGUGCCGCUGCUCUGCACUUUCCACUUUACAACAACCAGCAAGCAUAUUACUGUACAUUCCUUCAUAUAUAUAUCUAUAUAUAUGUAUAAAUGCCUUUUUUUUUUUUUUUUAUUCAAAUCUGCAAUAUGUUUUGAGGGUUUAAAUUUAGCUCAGGGUUUUUAGAUAAAGCUCUUUUGUGUUCUUUUAUAGCGCAUUCCCCCGUCUGCACAUUUAGUGUUAAAAUCAGGUGAGUUUAGUGUCAAGAUAUCUCUAAUUUUUUCUAGAAACUGCUUUCAUAAGGACUUAAAAAAAGGUAAUAACAACAAAUAAAUAAAUAAAUAUAUAAUGAUAAUGAGUGUAACUGCCUGCCGGUGCGUUCAGGGGCAUUCCUGUUGAGUAAGCAAGCCAGAAACUUGAAACUGCAACAGCUCCGAGAAAGGAAAAAAAAAUCAAAAACCAACACGGUGAGUCAUGCAGUUAUUCACAUGCCACACCCGCACUUACUCAAAUCAUUUCCUCUCCGAAGCUGCGAGUUCCUCCUCCGGCAGAAGUUUAAAAGAAAGAAAAAAAGCACUUAUUUCACAAGUAUUGAGCUGAUGAGAGGAAAAAAACUGGAGCAAUUUAUGUCAGUUUGUUCAUUUUCGUGCCCUUAAAGCGACUCAGCAGCCCCCCUCCUCUCCUCCUCUCACUAAAAGCCAUUCUUCACUCGUCUUUCUGUCGGGUGCCUCAAGUCUUUUAAUUAUUAUUCCUCAUCUCAGGGCUGCUGCUGCUCGCUCUCUGCUCACUAUGUGUGUGUGUGUUUUCUUAAUAUUAUUAUUGUUAUUAUUUAUGUGCUGGACUUAAACUUUAUAUUGUGUGUUUUUGUUUUUUAAAUGUAAAUAAUGAGCUCACGUGUCCUUAUAAUAAAAGUUUUUUGAGAUGAUGAGAUAAGAGUUUGGAGAAAGGGAUGAUUUAGGGUGUUUAAAAAUCAAAGUGUCAAAGUUUCAGUGAUGAAUGGUUAUAGAAAAGAUGGAUGUGAGGUUUUUAAGGUGGAUUUAUGAAAGUUGGGGAAAAAAAGGAGAGAUGAGUUAAAGACGGCGAGGAGGAGAUGAAGACUUUGAUGGAUUUGGGAAAAGUCAGCGUUAAGAGAAAAGUUGGAGACGUUUUUGAUGUAGAGUGUUUAAAGAUAAGUGGAUACGAAAGGCUUUUUUGGGGGGGAUGUGAUUUCACUGUAAAGUUUUAAGAAAUAGCUGGAUGUUGAAUUUAAAAAAUUCCCUUAAAAAGCGAAACAUUCCUCUUUUUUUGUGUUUUUUUCCCGAGGUGCCAAACCGAAUAAGACCCGAACUGUGUCUGUUUGUAUGUUUGUUUGUUUAUUGUCCUCACAGCUGGUACAAAGGCCUUUGUGUGUGUGUGUGUAUGUGUGUGUGUGUAUAGGAGACGACGGUGCUCUCAUCUGUAUGCUGUCAUCCUUUAACCCUUCACAUACUGUUCAGGGUCGAAUUUGACCCAUUUUUACACCCGAGAGCUGUAAAAA
Messenger RNA from Scomber scombrus (Atlantic mackerel), 3718 nucleotides. RefSeq names its product serine/threonine kinase 17b (apoptosis-inducing) (gene stk17b). Gene Ontology annotation, cellular component: nucleus. Gene Ontology annotation, biological process: protein phosphorylation; intracellular signal transduction; positive regulation of apoptotic process. The record is from RefSeq and is a predicted model, not a curated record. Gene Ontology annotation, molecular function: ATP binding; protein serine/threonine kinase activity. The transcript has 7 exons. The coding region runs from base 558 to 1628 and encodes 356 amino acids. NCBI's taxonomy places the organism in Eukaryota, Metazoa, Chordata, Actinopteri, Scombriformes, Scombridae.